AGCGUUUACUUUGCCAAACCUUGUUUGGAAUUUUGUUGGUUGGCAAACGAGGGUUGUUUUCAAGGAUUCUCUGUUCUUCUCUCAUCCAAGGAUCAAUCUUAAUCGGAGAGAUCGGCUUUUCUCUUAGAAUGGACACGCGUCCCUUGGCUUGAGACGGGAAACCGAACACACCGACAAUAUGUAGUAUUGUGUUGGAUACCUGAAUAUGGCAGGCCAACUUACAAGAUCAAGAAGACUAGAAACUCAGCAGCAGGAACAGUCAAGGGCUAGGUGGACGACAUCACUCACUAAGAUACUUGCACAGCUUAUGGUUGACCAAGUACAUAAAGGGAACAAACAUAACAAUUUAUUCAAUAAGAAAGCAUGGAAAUAUAUUUGUGAUGAAUUUUACAGCAAAACAGGUCUGAAAUGGGACAAGGAGCAACUCAAAAACCGGUAUUCGGUCUUGAGGAGGCAGUAUGCUAUUGUAAAGUCCAUACUUGAUCAAAGUGACUUUAAUUGGGAUGAAGCCACAGGAUCUAUAACAGCUAAUGAUGAAAUUUGGGCUGAAUAUAUCAAGAAAUUACAGAAACAUCCCGAUGCUGAGACUGUCAAAACCGGUGGCUGCCCAAUCUUUAAGGAACUCUGCACAAUAUUUUCUGAGCCAGCAACCAAUGGCAAGCAUGAAUAUUUAGUUGCAUCUGAGAGUGAACAUACUUCUAUAACUCCUUGUCCAGAGUUCUUGAACAUGCACCAAGAGGAGACCUCAUCUGAAUCUCAGGAUGAGGAAGAUGCUAUUGACCCUCAAACAGUUCAACCUACUACACCUACUGCUACUUCUACCCGUAAAAGAGGGCGUAAAGGAAUUGAUGAUGCUAUUGCAAAUGCCAUAUUUGAGAUGGCAUCUGCUUCAAAGAUGAGGGCAGUUGCCAUAGAACAACAAAAUGCUAGAUUUAGCAUUGCUGACUGUAUUAGGGACUUAGAUUUGAUGCAAGGUGUUGAUCAACAACUUUAUUUUGCUGCUCUAAAUCUGUUCAACAAACCUAAUGCAAGGGAGAUAUUUUUGUCUCUCAAAAAGGAUAAACGUUUAACUUGGUUGCGUGGCAAGUGUGCUGUUGCAUCCAAUUAAUUUUGUAUAGGAUGAAAAAAAAAGAAGGAAAAGAUCUCUUUUGUUCA
Molecule: messenger RNA, 1155 nt
Organism: Cajanus cajan (pigeon pea)
Lineage: Eukaryota; Viridiplantae; Streptophyta; Magnoliopsida; Fabales; Fabaceae
Product: L10-interacting MYB domain-containing protein
Source: RefSeq, a predicted model, not a curated record